Molecule: messenger RNA, 5913 nt
Organism: Lepus europaeus (European hare)
Lineage: Eukaryota; Metazoa; Chordata; Mammalia; Lagomorpha; Leporidae
Gene: KCNT2
Product: potassium sodium-activated channel subfamily T member 2
Exons: 28
Coding region: 266-3622 (1118 amino acids)
Biological process (GO): potassium ion transport
Cellular component (GO): membrane
Molecular function (GO): intracellular sodium-activated potassium channel activity
Source: RefSeq, a predicted model, not a curated record
UCCCGCCUGCCCUCCCCAAGGUCCGGGGGACCGGAGGCGGUGCCGAGCCUGGGUGGGGGGCGGGCCCCUGGCGGCGCCGGCUCUCGUCGGAGCCAGACUUUUGCUCCCGGGCUGGGUUUGCAUCAUCCCCAUCACACCCUCAGGAGAGACGCGCCGGCCCCCUCGCCAGCCGCAGCUUCCGGCUCCGAGCCGACCCCCUCCCUGCCCUCCUCGGCCCGGUCCUCCGCAGUCUCGGCGCCCGCUGCCCCCCACGCUCUGAGGCAGGAUGGUCGAUCUGGAGAGCGAGGUGCCCCCCCUGCCUCCGAGGUACCGCUUUCGCGACUUGCUGCUCGGGGACCAGGGAUGGCAGCACGACGACAGGGUACAAGUUGAAUUCUAUAUGAAUGAAAACACAUUUAAAGAGAGACUAAAGCUGUUUUUCAUUAAAAACCAGAGAUCAAGUCUAAGGAUACGCCUAUUCAAUUUUUCUCUCAAAUUAUUAAGCUGCUUAUUGUACAUAAUUCGAGUACUACUAGAAAACCCUUCACAAGGAAAUGAAUGGUCUCAUAUCUUUUGGGUGAACAGAAGUCUACCUUUAUGGGGUUUACAGGUUUCAGUGGCAUUGAUAAGCCUAUUUGAAACAAUACUUCUCGGUUAUCUCAGUUAUAAGGGAAACAUCUGGGAACAGAUAUUACGAAUACCCUUCAUCUUGGAAAUAAUUAACGCAGUUCCCUUCAUUAUCUCAAUAUUCUGGCCUUCCUUAAGGAAUCUAUUUGUCCCAGUCUUUCUUAACUGUUGGCUUGCCAAGCAUGCCUUGGAAAAUAUGAUUAAUGAUCUACACAGAGCAAUUCAGCGUACACAGUCUGCAAUGUUUAAUCAAGUUUUGAUUUUAAUAUCUACAUUAUUAUGCCUUAUCUUCACUUGCAUUUGUGGAAUCCAACAUUUGGAACGAAUUGGAAAGAAGCUGAAUCUCUUUGACUCUCUUUAUUUCUGCAUUGUGACAUUUUCUACUGUGGGCUUUGGUGAUGUCACUCCUGAAACAUGGUCUUCCAAGCUUUUUGUCGUUGCUAUGAUUUGUGUGGCUCUUGUGGUUCUCCCCAUACAGUUUGAACAACUGGCCUAUUUGUGGAUGGAGAGACAAAAGUCAGGUGGGAACUAUAGCCGACAUAGAGCUCAAACUGAAAAGCAUGUUGUUCUGUGCGUCAGCUCCUUGAAGAUUGACUUACUUAUGGACUUUUUAAAUGAAUUCUAUGCCCACCCAAGACUACAGGAUUAUUAUGUGGUGAUUUUGUGUCCUACUGAAAUGGAUGUGCAAGUUCGAAGGGUACUACAGAUUCCAAUGUGGUCCCAACGAGUUAUCUACCUUCAAGGUUCAGCCCUUAAAGACCAGGACCUCUUGAGGGCAAAGAUGGAUGAUGCUGAGGCCUGUUUUAUUUUGAGUAGUCGCUGUGAAGUGGACAGGACAUCAUCUGAUCACCAAACAAUUUUAAGAGCUUGGGCUGUAAAAGAUUUUGCUCCAAAUUGCCCUUUGUAUGUGCAGAUCUUAAAGCCUGAAAAUAAAUUUCAUAUCAAGUUUGCUGAUCAUGUUGUUUGUGAAGAAGAGUUUAAAUACGCCAUGUUAGCUUUAAACUGUAUAUGCCCAGCAACAUCUACACUUAUUACACUACUGGUUCAUACCUCUAGAGGGCAGGAAGGCCAGCAGUCGCCAGAACAGUGGCAGAAGAUGUACGGCAGGUGCUCUGGGAAUGAAGUCUACCAUAUUGUUCUGGAAGAAAGCACAUUUUUUGCGGAAUAUGAAGGAAAGAGUUUUACAUAUGCCUCUUUUCAUGCUCACAAAAAGUUUGGUGUUUGCUUGAUUGGUGUCAGGAGGGAGGAUAAUAAAAACAUUUUGCUGAAUCCAGGCCCUCGCUACAUUAUGAAUGCUACGGACAUCUGUUUUUAUAUUAAUAUUACCAAAGAAGAGAAUUCAGCCUUUAAGAACCAAGACCAGCAGAGAAAAAGCAAUGUAUCAAGGUCAUUUUACCAUGGACCUUCCAGAUUACCUGUACAUAGCAUAAUUGCCAGCAUGGGUACUGUGGCUAUAGACUUGCAAGACACUAGCUGUAGAUCAGCAAGUGGCCCUACCUUGACUCUUCCUGUAGAGGGAAGUAAAGAAGUAAGAAGACCUAGCAUUGCUCCUGUUUUAGAGGUUGCAGAUACAUCAUCAAUUCAAACAUGUGAUCUUCUAAGUGACCAAUCAGAAGAUGAAAAUACACCAGAUGAAGAAAUUUCCUCGAACUUGGAGUAUGCUAAAGGCUACCCGCCGUACUCUCCCUACAUAGGAAGCUCACCCACUUUUUGUCAUCUCCUUCAGGAAAAAGUGCCAUUUUGCUGCUUAAGAUUAGACAAGAGUUGCCAACAUAACUACUAUGAGGACGCAAAAGCCUAUGGAUUCAAAAAUAAGCUAAUUAUAGUUGCAGCUGAAACAGCUGGAAAUGGAUUGUAUAAUUUUAUUGUUCCUCUCAGGGCAUAUUAUAGACCAAAGAAAGAACUUAAUCCCAUAGUACUGCUAUUGGAUAACCCCCUAGAUGAUUUACUCAGGUGUGGAGUGACCUUUGCUGCCAACAUGGUGGUUGUGGACAAAGAGAGCACCAUGAGUGCAGAGGAGGACUACAUGGCAGACGCCAAGACCAUCGUCAACGUGCAGACUCUUUUCAGGUUGUUUUCCAGUCUCAGUAUUAUCACAGAACUCACUCACCCUGCCAACAUGAGAUUCAUGCAAUUCAGAGCCAAAGACUGUUACUCUCUUGCUCUUUCAAAACUGGAAAAGAAAGAACGGGAGAGAGGGUCUAAUUUGGCUUUUAUGUUUCGACUACCUUUUGCUGCUGGAAGGGUAUUUAGCAUCAGUAUGUUGGACACACUUCUGUAUCAGUCAUUUGUGAAGGAUUAUAUGAUUUCUAUCACCAGACUUCUUUUGGGACUUGAUACAAUACCAGGAUCUGGAUUUCUUUGUUCUAUGAAAAUCACUGAGGAUGACUUAUGGAUCAGAACAUAUGCCAGGCUUUAUCAGAAGUUGUGUUCUUCUACUGGAGAUGUUCCCAUUGGAAUCUACAGGACUGAAUCUCAGAAGCUCACUACAUCUGAGUCUCGAGAAAUAGCAUCCCAAUCUCAGAUCUCUAUCAGUGUAGAAGAGUGGGAGGACACCAAGGACUCCAGAGAGCCGGGGCACCAUCGCAGUAACCACCGCAACUCCACGUCCAGUGACCAGUCGGACCACCCUCUGCUGCGCAGAAAGAGCAUGCAGUGGGCCCGAAGACUGAGCCGAAAAGGCCCAAAGCACUCUGGUAAAACCGCUGAAAAAAUAACCCAGCAGCGACUGAACCUCUACAGGAGGUCAGAAAGACAAGAGCUUGCUGAACUUGUGAAAAAUAGAAUGAAACACUUGGGUCUUUCUACAGUGGGAUAUGAUGAAAUGAAUGAUCAUCAAAGUACCCUCUCCUACAUCCUCAUUAAUCCAUCUCCAGAUACCAGGCUAGAGCUGAAUGAUGUUGUAUACUUAAUCCGGCCAGAUCCACUGUCCUACCUUCCAAACAGCGAACCCAGUCGAAAAAACAGCAUCUGCAAUGCUACUGGACAAGACUCACGAGAGGAAACUCAACUUUGAUAAAAAGAAAACAGGAAGCUUACUUUAUUCUGCAAGGAUCUUGCUUGAAAUAACAAAAGUGAAAGGAACCAGACUGGAAUAUGUUACAUUCUCUCAUAUUUAAAAAUAAAAUCUAUUCUCUUACUAUUCUAUAUCAUUUUAAAACUUAAUAUACUAUUUAUUGGUUCUUCCUCUAUUAAUAUUUAAAAGAUAAAAAUGGAAUGAUUUUUGAAGACCUAUAUUAAAAUACUAAAAUAAAAAUUUUAUAUGUAAUUGUUCAACAGUAAUUCAAACUGUAUGAAGUCAAUUUUAAAAAUUAUUAAAGUCUUAUGAAAGUAAACUAAAAAUCUUAAUUAUAUUUGGUGUGUCACAAUGAGCAUAGAAGAGCAUUGCUCCUCUUAUAAUUUAAAUGGUCAGAUUAAAUUUAAAUUUGCGGUUUUACAAAAUUGAGCUCAUCAUAAAUGUCUAAUCUUCUCCACUAAGAAAUUCGUAUGGCUGACUUUUAUGUAAGAAUCAUGGUUUUAAAGUAUAAAACCUUAAAUCAUUUCAACCUUUUUUUUUGUCCUGCCUUUUCAUAAGCUAUCAUAUCCACCUUAGUAUUCAAGAUGCUCAUAGCAUGUUUUAUUACACAGAUGAAACAAAAAUAUAAACAAAAAGAAAUAAUAAGGACCUGAGCUUUUUGAUAAUUUGUGUCUAUCACACUGUUUAUACCAAGAAAAGUAUACUAAAAACAAAUAUCUAGUGUUUUAAAAGAGUGCCUAGCAUAUAGAAAAUAUGUAAUACAUAUUUGUCUACUUAAAUUAAAUCCAAUAAUUGAAAUGUUAACUGGAUUUCUUGAGCCACACAGUAAUGAUUUUCAUUAGUCUCUUGAGCUUUAACAUUUUUCAUACAACUAUAUAGUAAAUUUCAUUAAAAAUACUGUAAAAUGGAAAGAAGAAAAUUUAUUCUUUUUAUGGACUUUAAGGCCACUUAAAACAUUAAAAGUCUCCUUAUGUCUUUGAUAUUAAAAUAAUCACCUUGAAAAUAUGUCAAAUAUUUGAAAAAUAUUGUGAGGAAAAUACAUAACAUUAAAAUAAGUGAUUCUUGUCACGUAAGUUAAAAUGAAUGAUGCAGUAUAAUUUGACAAUUAUAAAUUUAAAUAUAUAUUGCAUCUUGGUGACUACAAAUGCUUUUAUCUAUAUUUAUCUAUAUGCCCCUACAGAAAUGGACCAAAAUGCCAAGAUAAUGUCCACGUGGUUGACCAGCUAGUUGAAGUGAGUUACUGUGUUUCCAUUGGAGAAACACUGAUAGGUUUUUAUUUUUCUUCUAAGGUUUUAUUUUUGUUUAUUUGUUUACUUGACAUUGAGUUUUAAGUCACCAAAAAAUAGAAACCAUACUAAUAGAAAGGGACAUUUUGCCCCAUCUUUUAAUAAUGAAACAGAUAAAUGGAAAAUUGGAAAACAUUUUUUAAAGGAUAGACAGCCUAAUGUUCCCCCAAUAAUUCUACAGAGAUAAAAAUCUGAAAUCAAAGACUUUAGCCAUCGUAUAAUUUGACUUAGAGAAAAUGAAAUCUUUUUUUUUAGUAUUUUACAUUUUCCAAAUUUUAUAACAGUAAGAACAUCAAGAAUUUUCCUAAGAAAGAGAGCUUAUCUUUCCAUCUUCUUUGAUGAGAUAGACAGAGGCAGACUUUAUUAAAACAGUUUAUUUAAAAUUGGGAGCAUGCCUUAAAACUUAAAUAUUAUAUGCAUAUAUAUGUCUGUGUUUUAAACAUGAAAUAAAUUUGACAAACACACAUAUUCACAUAUAGAUUGUUGACAUUGAAGGCAGAAUUGAACUAAUACAUGUAACAGAAGUAAUUAGCAAAUUUGCUUCAUAUUUGCACAUCAAUGGUAAGUAUGAUGUUUUUUGAGUUGACUUUUUUAAUUUCAUUAAGUUAUUUUUAGGAAUAAAUAUAAGAUUUUACAAAUAUAUUUCCCCACAAGAUCUGAAGUUUAGUAUUUUUGCAUUAUGACAGUUGUUAAGACUAGGGUUUUAAGCUAGGAUAUGAUUAUAUUUCCUAUAAAACUAAAAACUUUGUUUCAUAAAUUUAAAAAUAAUUAUUUUUGAUUAUGAAUAUUAGUCCAAAUUUAAUAUUUGACACUUCAUAUCAGCCUGCUGUAAUAAUAGCUUGUUAGUCUUUCUGUUAUUUAAAGAAUAAAAACAUGCUUAUAAGACUUUUACCAAACUGUUGCCUUUUUAAAACAAUUAUACUUGCACAUGAAAAUAAAACAUAAAGUCAAAAGUAGCUCUUGUAUCACUUUGAGAAUUGGUUUUGUUUAUUGUCUGUGUACAUU